Messenger RNA from Agrilus planipennis (emerald ash borer), 1270 nucleotides. It is a transcript of the gene mRF1, whose product is annotated as peptide chain release factor 1-like, mitochondrial. Gene Ontology annotation, biological process: translational termination. Gene Ontology annotation, molecular function: translation release factor activity. The record is from RefSeq and is a predicted model, not a curated record. The coding region runs from base 37 to 1149 and encodes 370 amino acids. Lineage: Eukaryota; Metazoa; Arthropoda; Insecta; Coleoptera; Buprestidae. The transcript has a single exon.
AAGUUACGAAGGGGGCCCUUUUGUAAUCAGUUUUAUAUGGUGGAUCAGUUAUGUACAUUACCCAAGUACGACUUUGAUGUAAAGGUAGAUAAUGUUUUGUUAAAUAAUUACUUAAAUCAUAUUGAAGAGAAAUACAUUUCCAAAGAUGGUAUCUUGAAUUUAAAAGAAGAGAAACUAAAACCUGUUUUACAUCUACUGCUUCAAAAAAAAGACGUUAUUAAUGACUUAAAGAACCUUAAAGAACUGCUUCAGGAUGAUGACAAUGAUCUUAAACAACUAGCUGAAACAGAAAGACAAGUACUUGAAGAAAAGUUAAGAGCCAUUGGUAAUGAAAUUAUUAAAGCCUUAUUAGCUAUGCAUGGGGAGCACCAGUGCAAUGCUAUCAUAUUAGAAGUAAAUGCUGGUGUUGGUGGUCAAGAGGCAAUGAUGUUUGCUAGUGAAUUAUUCAAUAUGUAUGUCCAUUUUUCUGAAUACAAAGGUUGGACUUUUGAAGUAACUGAGUAUACUGCAACAGACAUAGAAGGCUGCCGACAUGCAUGUGCUAUGAUAGAAGGGGAUUCAGUUUACAACAAUUUAAUACAUGAGGCGGGGGUUCACAGGGUACAACGUAUACCGAUUACUGAGAAAUCAGGGCGCAUCCACACCAGUACAGCUUCAGUUUUAAUAUUACCACAACCAAAUGAAAUACAAAUCCAAAUUAAUAACAGCGAUUUGAAGAUAGAGACUAAAAGGGCGACUGGGGCAGGCGGUCAACACGUCAAUACAACCGACAGUGCAGUAAGGAUAACACAUUUACCAACUGGUAUCAGCACUGAAUGCCAAAUUGAUAGAUCUCAAAUAAAAAAUCGCCGAAUUGCCAUGCAAAAACUGAGAACUUUACUCUAUAAUCAACAAUUGGAUAAACAACUUGCAGAAAUAGAGAAAACCAAGAAAACUCAAGUGAAAUCAAAUUUUCGAAACGAAAGAAUAAGAACUUAUAAUUUCAGUCAAGAUCGAAUAACUGACCAUAGGCUACAAGGGUGCAAUUACCACAACAUUAAAGCGUUCCUUGGUGGAGGAGAACAGUUAGAAAGUUUAAUAACAAAAUUAGACAAUAGUAAUAAAUUACAGAGGCUGUUAGAAACUAUUGAUAAAUUUAAAACCAGCUGAUUUAUAUUAAUUAAUGAUAGUUAAAAAUAGUUAUAAGAAUAUACAAUUUAAUUAGAAAAUUGUGAUUUAAUUGCACUGAUUUAGAUAGUAAGUGUUGGAAAGAUAAUUGAUUAAAAUUCUU